AACUUCCGAAAAUGGCGGCCCCCGUAUGACAAAUGUAAACAAAGAUAGAAACUCGUAAUCUAGUUUAUCCAUAACUUUACUUUAACUUGAAAAUAGAUAUACCCUGCCUAGCUGUAUUCUGGCUAUUCAUAGAGAAACUGAUGAAAUACACUUCCAUUAAGAGAGACUAUACUUGAACUGUUGUUAAUUCUCACAAAGCCAGUUGCAACCUCCUCUGAUCUGUGUUUGUUAGUAAGAGUGAGUAAGUAUUAUCAUUAUCAUUAUGAAUAUACUAAUUACUAUUUAAAAUUUAACUACACUACACUUGGCUUGGUUAGUAAGUUAGUUUAGUAUUAUUUAAGUUAAUUAGUCUGUAAAUAAUUAAUUAACUAUACAAUUCAGUACAAUAAUUGUAAAUUAAAAAAUCACUAAAGUGUCUAAAGUUUACUCACUCAAUCAAUGACAGCCUAUGGCCUAUGGCCUAUGGUCAUGGUGACUAAAGUGAGUGUAGGCUAGGGUGACGAAAUCAUGAACUGGAAAAAGGGACACACCCAAGCUCAAGGAGGGUUUGGGGAAGAUACCCUCCAGUUAAAGAGGGGUCCGGGGGCCUCCGUCGGAAACUGUUUAUUGAAAUAAUUAAUAUGCUCAUUUUAACUAUUUUGAGACCUAGAAAUUUUUUAAAAUUUACCUUCACUUUUGUUAUUUAUUUUAAACUCUGAGGCAUAUCAUAAGCCAAAACAAUAACAAUAAUUUUUCAGUGAAUAAUUAGGUACUUUGUUAAAGCAAGGGAGACUAUUAAAAAAUUUGAAUGGGAAAUCGGCUCCGGCGCGCGAAAAUCCAAGUCUUUAAUUUUUUUGAUGUUGGUACUAUUUCAUUCAUAAAAUAAUUACUAUAUCCCACAAUUGUAUUCCAUUUCCGGCCUUUCGCUUUAGAGGACAUCUUGGCCUUCAUUUUAAUUGAUUUCUUUUUCAUUUACUAUCAGUAAACUUUGAGAAAAUCCAUGGUGAAUAUAAGGCAACUUUCAUCAUUAAAAUUAAGUCGAAGUAAAAGAUAUGGCACUGGCAAAUUUUUUAUGCAUAUUUGGCAUGUAUUGAUCUGCAUGUAUUCCAAUUUCACAGCGCUUUGUGUUAUACGAGAGACGCCAUGUUUCUAAGGGUUCGCAGCAUGUCAUGCAGUUCGCUUAUCCCAAUUUGGAUGGAUGUGACCACGCCCCAUUUUUAAUGGCGGAAGAUGCUGAUACUUCAAGUGCAUAAUUUCCUCAUCACCACCAGUAACAGAAACAUUGCAAAUCCCAUCUACAUGCAUAGGAGCCAAAAUGAUCAAUAAAUUGAUCGUGGGCCCUUAAGAUAUAGAAGAAGAAGAAGAAAUAUUAAAUUAUUACCACUUUUUACAUCAAAAUAUUUGAUAACUUGUGUUCAGAAUGCAUUUUGAAGACAUUUUAACCGGAAUGUUUUAAUUUGAGCUUUAAAAACCCUGUAGAGUCCAUAUUAUAAAUGAAUUAUAAAAUUUCCAUAUGCAAAACAUUGUCACUGGCAACCAUUCACAGCCACUUGCUUAAUGGCUUUAUCGUAGCAUUACCCGAGUUUCAUUCAUAAGAUUUUGCCGUGUGGAAAAACUAUUAAACCAGUGGUCAGGGAAAGCUUUAAUUAAUUAUUCAUAUGCCAAAGUUGAAAGUUUAAAAUAAGUGGAUCCUAAAUACUAUUAUAGCAAUAAGAUGAUGCGUCGCCUUAUAUAAACUAUAUAGUCAUUGCGCAUAAUGCGAUCAGCAGUUACGUCUUUUUCACCCUGCAGCUUCAGUCUCAUGUAUUUUGCUAUACAUUUAAGAUCUAUGACAGGGACACUGUUUACGCAGCUUUGGCAGAGUGGUGGAGGGGGAACAGUGCAGCCAUCACACGAGCCCACAUCACUACUGGCACUGGCUACACAGCUAGCCAAAAUAUUACUUGAAGUUAUAUUAUAAAUUAGGAAGUUUUAGUGAUUUAAAAAUCUGUUUAGUUUUAGAAAGGGGACAUUUAGGCGUCCUAAGAGACUUUUUCGGGACACCGGGUACGAUCGUGAAAAAACGAGACAAUCCCGUUUUUAUGGGACGUUUGGUCACCCUAGUGUAGGCUAACUAAAUGUAAGUUUAAGCCUAAAGUUGAAGCUUAAUUAAAUAGUAUUUAUUAAUUUUAAUAAAGUCUAAAGUUAGCCUACACAACACAUUUAUAAUAAAACUUAGUAAUUAAUUAGGGUGCUGGGUGGCUCAGUCCAUCCUGCAGGAGAUGGGACUCCAUUGACACAAUGAAACAUUCCGACAACUCGUGGUGCCAAGCUGUAUCAAAAUUCAUCCACAUGAUGUAAUGUUCCUUGGGUUAUCCAGCAGCAUGGAGAGAGGGGAUUUGCUGAGUAGGGAACCAGCUUAUAAUCCUAAAAAGUUUCAUCCCAGACCUUGUGGAUUUCCUCCUGCGAAGUCUACACCAUUGUCACAUUGUUAGGGACCAGAGGGAUGCCAGCAAAAAAAAAAAUUAAUUAAAUUAAUAAAUAACUACUUUAGGCAUAGGACCCUUUCUAUAGACAGGAGUUAUUUUAUAUAUUCAUGUUGUGAUUAAAAUUGUAUUAUUUUCCUUGAUUUUGCCUACUCUCUCACAUAAAAAAAAAGAAAUUGUAAAGAAUACACAUCAUGCAUAAGCAAAGACUUUAAAGUCGUGUCAGUUAACGUUUGAUUUAUUGGCAGUUAUUAGAAUGUUUUCUCUGUAUUGGCAUAGACAUAAGGUAGAAGAACUAGCAUAAUGUUAGGCAAAAUCUAGUGACCAUGAUUAACGCAAUGUUAAAAAUCAGGCACUUUAUUAAACUUUAUUCAAGAAAGUGUCCAUAGGCAGCUGUUUCAUUCCAGCUGCCACCAUAACGGUGCAGGUAGAAACUCACAAUCCUUUGUUGCCUGUAAAGGAAGGCUGUCUACUUUGCCCUGUGGAAAGAAUCAGGUUAAAGUUAAGAUAUGUAGCGACCAUUAGAGCUAGUCUUAAGCAGUUCAUGCUAACGUCUUGGUUAUUUUUUCCUAUGCAAGCCAAUUUGUUGCCUGGCCCAAUUAGAUUUUGUAGAUGCACCCAGUGCCUUGUGGUGGAGUGGGCUGCAGAAAAAACCAUGCAAUGCUUAUAAUGAUACAUCUGCUGUGCAUUUUCUUUAUAUAAUAAGUUUGGUCGAAGACUAGAAAUGAGAUAAGACUAUGCCUCAUGUUAAUUCAAUAAUUUACAACUGCAGUUCAUAGUAAUACAUUUUGAAAUGUCAAAAUUCAUGAGGGUAGUAGGCAAUAAUAACUUUAUUCCAUGAAUGAUAAAAUGCUAUAGCAUAAAAUUAAUAUUGCAUUGCUUUGACUGUGCUCACUAAUGUAUGCUUAAUUUUGGAUUUAUUUUUAGACUGUUCAAAUGAUUGAUAAUAAUAAUAGCUUUUUUAAAAAAUAUAUAUUUGAAGUUGUUUGCACCAAUUACAUGUUCGUAACUUAACAAGUAUUUUUAUCUUGUGUUACUUUUUAAAAUUGUUCCACUUAAUUAUUUAUUUGUUUGUCAAUAAGGAAUGUCUCAUCACACCUCAACUUGUUCUUUUUUUUAAAUCAGAAAAAGUGAUACACCAAAAUGGCUGCCCCAAGAGGCAGAGGGAUCAACACAGGGCUUACUUUGCUUGCAACUCAGAUGAUGCACUUUGGAGUAAAGAAAAUUCCACCUGUUACACUUGCUCUUAUAGCAGGGCAGACGGCGGUAUACCUUGAACUUUUUGAUAACAUAUUUCCUUCUCCCAUGAGUGUUUGCAUGAGCUCCUAUUUAGGUUUGUAUAAUUAAGAAUUCUUGUACAAACAAUGAGAGUGUUGAUGCUGUAUCACAACAAACUUAUGAGAGCCUUGAGAGGGCUUUUGAUAUUGCUGGUUGUGGGGACCACCAUCAUCAUCGCCUGUCGUUGGGAUAGAUAGAUGGAAAGGGAUUAUUGUUGAAGUUUUAGACUAAAUAAUUAGAUUCACACACAGCCUAAAAAUCUAUGCCUUGCUAAAGUGCUGAAAAUAUGUCAAUAUAAACUCUUAGUUUGUGAGGGCAAAAUGUUGGUCUGUUUUGUCCUCUGUAAGAACAUUUAUACAAAAUUAUUUUAAAAAGUAAAAAAAUUAUUUGUUAGAUUUUUACAUAACUUACUGGCAUGAUUGGUGUUAAAUUGUUGCAAUAAUUAAGUUAAUUAAUUUAAAAAUAACUAUUUAAUAACUUUUGUAAAUAUCAGUGCAAAAUUUAAAAUUGGAAUGAUAUACCUUAUAAUCAAUUGUUAGGAUUUCAAAUAUUAAAACAAGUUGUUGAAUUUUAAUUCUCCCUUGCAUAAAAAAACUUUUUUUUUGUAAAAUGUAUCCUAUUUGAACUUUUUCAUUGGACUUGAUGUCCCUGUCUUUAUAUCCUGUUUAACAAGUAUUUUGAAAUAAAUUUGAUAACUAAACAAGAUGUAUUCCUUAAGGUUACAUUGAAUUCAAAGGAACAUUUUUUAAUAAUCUAUUUUUACUUUUUUUUCCUAAUUAUUUUUUCUCCAAGGUUUUUAUAUAUAUAUAUCCUCUAAAAUAAAAAGAAGUAUGCACCAUUCUCGUUAAGAAUUUGUUAUAAGGAUUUUUCCAGUGUUUGUCACCAUAUUACUCUCUUGCAGUUUACCAUCACAGGGACUGGAUGAGGAUGAUCAAAGGAACAUUCUAUCACGGUGAUGACAUGCAUCUUUAUUUCAACAUGGCCAGUCUCAUGUACAAGGGUUCAUUGAUAGAGACAGCUUAUGGCAGUAGCUAUUUUGCAUACAUGAUAGCUGUUUUCACUGGCCUGACCAGCGCCACCUAUGUAGGACUAGGACUUCUUCUCGGACAUUAUUUGCAGGAUCCCAGUUAUAUAACAUCCUGUGCUGUUGGUUUUUCAGGUGUGGGAAUAGACUUUGGCACAAAAAAUAAACAGUUAGCAAUAUUUCAAAAUACUUAUUGAAAAUAAAAUGUAAGACUGAAAAUAAUAAUUUUAAAAAUCUGUACCGGUAUUAAUUUUUUGCUUUCAUGCUUUCGUUUUUUUUUAUGUUGAUAUUUUAAAGUGAUCUUAAGACUAUUUAAAAAUUAUUUUUUUGCUUCUAUAGAUUUUGAUGCGUGUUAUAUUGUACUAAAUUAAAUGUAGGAAACAAUUUUUAGUCAUGCCUUCAAUAUAAUGAUCCUUAUUGAGGAAAAGCUAAUUCUAAAAAUUCUUUUACAGGCGUUUUGUUUGCUUUGAAAGUUAUAGUAACGGAGGCAAGUCCACCAGGAGUGCAAUACCUUUUAGGCAGUAUUCCCAUCCCUUCCAAAUAUUUCUAUUGGGUUGAACUCAUAGCCAUUCAAUUGGUGGCUCCUAAUGCUUCCUUUGUCGGUGAGAUAUCCUUAAAAUUUGAUUGAAACUCCUUUACAUGCCUCAAAUAGUGAGUUUUUUUUUUUCUGUUGUAGUGCAGACUUUUUCCCACCAACUUAGAAUGCUAUAAUUUAAAAAAAUUAUAUGUAUAUUUUUUUCUUGUAUGACACUUGAAAAAUGAUAGCACAAAAUAUCUGAUUCAGAAUUUUUGAUUUGGCUAGCUUAUGUGAGAACUGUCUCUCCGCACAGAACAUCUGAUUCAGAAUUUUUGAUUUGACUAGCUUAUCUGAGAACUGUCUCUCCGCACAAAACAUCUGAUUCAGAAUUUUUGAUUUGGCUAGCUUAUCUAAGAACUGUCUCUCGGCACAAAACAUCUGAUUCAGAAUUUUUGAUUUGGCUAGCUUAUCUGAGAACUGUCUCUCCGCACAAAACAUCUGAUUCAGAAUUUUUGAUUUGGCUAGGUUAUCUGAGAACUGUCUCUCCGCACAAAACAUCUGAUUCAGAAUUUUUGAUUUGGCUAGCUUAUCUGAGAAAUGUCUCUCCGCACAAAACAUCUGAUUCAGAAUUUUUGAUUUGACUAGCUUAUCUGAGAACUGUCUCUCGGCACAAAACAUCUGAUUCAGAAUUUUUGAUUUGGCUAGCUUAUCUGAGAACUGUCUCUCGGCACAAAACAUCUGAUUCAGAAUUUUUGAUUUGGCUAGCUUAUCUGAGAACUGUCUCUCGGCACAAAACAUCUGAUUCAGAAUUUUUGAUUUGGCUAGCUUAUCUGAGAACUGUCUCUCGGCACAAAACAUCUGAUUCAGAAUUUUUGAUUUGGCUAGCUUAUCUGAGAACUGUCUCUCGGCACAAAACAUCUGAUUCAGAAUUUUUGAUUUGGCUAGCUUAUCUGAGAACUGUCUCUCCGCACAAUAUAUCUGAUUCAGAAUUUUUGAUUUGGCUAGCUUAUCUGAGAACUGUCUCUCCGCACAAUAUAUCUGAUUCAGAAUUUUUGAUUUGGCUAGCUUAACUGAGAACUGUCUCUCCGCACAAUAUAUCUGAUUCAGAAUUUUUGAUUAGGCUAGCUUAACUGAGAACUGUCUCUCUGACUUUUUGUUUGUUGUAGCAUAAAAUAUUUGCUCAAAGAACAGUUAGCCAAAUUAUAUAGGCUGACUUUUUUUUUAAAAUUUGUUAAUUUCCUGCAUUAAAAUAUAUCUUUUACAUGUAAACUGAUUAACAUUCAGCAAAAGGAAGGAAAUACAACCUUUCAAAGAAGAAAAAAUCAAAUCAAAUUUGAUUAUCAAGAAAAUUUCUAGUCUUAUUCCAAUUAGGUUUAAAUUUAUAUCCUUGUAUAUGACAUUACAGCAGUGGAUUUGUAAAAAAAAAUGUGUUGCAGUUUUAUUAUCUACAUUUCAUUAUUUCAGGACAUCUUGCUGGUAUUCUUGUUGGCUUGGCCUAUUGUAAAGGACCUCUCAAAUUUAUCAUGGAUAUUUUCCACCCACCUGGUCAGUGAACUGUUCUGAUCUUAACUUAAUGUUUUUUCUGGACCAAAAUUAUUUUUUUUCAAAGGAAAGAACUAUUGUAUUCACAUUUGAAAAUGUUUAAUUGAAUAUUAAACUAUGUUAAGAAAGGCACAGAAAGUCAUUAAUGCAAAAAUAAAAUUAAAAAGUGAGAUUUAAAAUAAAGAGUUUCAACAAAUUUAAACAAAAGAUAACAUUAUUAUUUCCUUGUACUUUAAAAAAAAAAAAACUAGAUUCCUUUGAACCAUUGCAGCCAUCUUAGAAUUUUUAAAAGAGGUUGAUCAUUGAAAACAUGCCAGGACCGGUUUGAUGGAAGUCUUUAUAAAUUUGUUGCUCCUACUGAAGUGAAUAUCAGUUUCAUCACUUGUCUUCAAACUGUGUAUUGCAAAUAAAUACUCGGUUUGUGUGAAAUAGAUUUUAAAAAAACUCACCUACAACAUUUUAUUAAAAAUUUGCCAUGUUUGCCAUGCAGGGCUUCGCACAGUCAAUAGGCCAAGGGAUCAUAGCAGCAGAUUAGGCCAGAGGUCUGGUUGGAGGGGAUGGUUUCGUUCCAGCAGGUUUACGGGUAGCGGCCAUUCAGGUCAUCGUGAUAGGGAAGCUCACAUUGCCCCCCCAUUGUUCUCAGGUGACUAUAGAAAUGAUCCCAGGUUUGAAGAGAUAGAGAACAUGUGGCUGAGGUCAGAAGGCAGACAAGGGUCGUCUGCUGACAUUGGUGGUGGUGCUGGCCAAGGUAGUGCCAGACCCUCGGGUCGACCUGGGUCCAGUGCACCUUAUGGCAGGCAGGAUUCCAGUGCAUCUUAUGCCAGGCCAGGAUUCAGUGCAUCUUACAGUAGUUCUGGGGCAAGUGGUGGCUCUCAAGGUUAUCCUACGUUUCCCAGACCAAAAGCCUCAGCACCCCCACCUGAUUACAACACCAACGGAGAAUACACAGGUAAUGUCAACAAUCGCUAGAAAUUGAUAAUAAUGAAAAAAAAGGAAUGCAAAUUAUUCCUGUAUUAUUAGGAAUGACAGUGAUAAAUUUUGUGUAUAGGUUAACUGAAAGUAAAAUGACUAUUUAUUUAAUACUUUUAAACACAAACUAUUUUACAAAAAGUAUGUUUGUGACUCUGUGUGUGUUCCCAUCACCUUGUAGCAAGUGUGUUUGUGACUCUGUGUGUGUUCCCCUCACCUUGAAACAGGUGUGUUUGUGACUCUGUCUGUUCCCGGUUGUCUUGGGGGUCACGUCUUGAUGGCCUUGUUGAGUGCCAAAUUAAUCUUUAUCCACUCUACAUGCACAUCUCUGGCUUGCACCUUGUAGUAGAUAGCAUAAUCAGAUAGCCCCCCCAUAGCCUUUGUAUAUGCCCAUCUCUGGCUUGCACCCUGUAGUAGAUAGCAUAAUCAGAUAGCCCCCCAUAGCCACUCUAUAUGUCCAUCUCUGGCUUGCACCCUGUAGUAGAUAGCAUAAUCAGAUAGCCCCCUAUCAUCCUGGGAAUUUUGUUUUAUAAUUAUGUAAUAAGUCAAUAGCUUUGAGUUAAAUUAUUUAAUAAAAAUCUUUAAUAUCCUGUAUGUAACUUUUUUUGUUUAAAAAAAAAUUUCCCCACACAUUUGGUAUUCAUCCUAACAACUACAAACUAAAGGCUAUUGCUAUUUGUUUGUAGACAGCUUAUUUCAAAUCUCAUGCCUAGAUGACUUCCCCAAAAACAUGGGCUUUACUUUUGUAUCAAGUCAAUUUCACCUGACUUUUAAGCUGGUGAUGACCCUGGACAAAUUUAAACAACAUGGUUGAGUCAAAGUGAGAGAAAACAUUUCCAUUGUAUCACAUCACAAUGGCCAUUACUGAUGUGAUUAUUGUGCAAUAUCAUUAUCAUUAUAUAUCAUUACCGGUAUCUAUUAUAUUAUUAUUAUAUUGUUCUUAUAUAUUAUAUAUCAUUAUUUCAUUAUUAUUUACCAUGCAGAGUUUCAUUUUGAUCCUGCAAGUUCAUGUUAUGAAAUGGACUGGCUGGAAUAAUGAACCUUUUUAUUUUGUUGUUGUUUAAACGCCCCAUCGUCAUGUGAUUAGGCUGAAUGUUAAGAUAAAUCAAUACCAAUGGCUUAAUUUUCAAAGAAGGUGAGCCUCGGUGCUACACUGUUCAUUUCGCCACACUGAGCCUCAGUGCUACACAGUUCCUGUCACCACACAGGUAACUUUUUAUCACCCCGCUCUUAAUUUUGAACUUGUUUUUGCAGAUGGUUUGGAUGAAGAUGAUCAGUACAACCUGGCCAUAAUGGAAAGUAUUGAGAGCAGCAGACAAACAACUCAGGGUCAACAUUCUCCAAGUAAGGGUUCAAUAAUUUAUUUAUCACUGAUUCAUUUAGACGUCAGUCAGUCAGUUUUAACAUUUUUUUUCUUCACCUUAUGAAAUUAUUUCUUUCUUUUUUUUUUCUUCAUGAUUUUGUAGUUUAGUUAAGAAGCACAAUAAUACAACAGUCUCUGCUCAAUUUAAACUGUAAAAUUAGAUGUGAUUGUGUCACCAUUGGACUAGGGUGUCUGCCCCCCCCCCCUCACCCCCUGAGUGGUGUUGGCCAACUCUUGAUUGGAAGCAUUUGCUUCCCAUCCCCUUCUGUGUAGAUGCCUUUGGUUAGGCUAAAUGUUAUGAUAAAUCAAUACAAAUGGCUUAACUUAAAAAGAAAGUGAGUCUUUGUGCCAUAUAGUUCCAGUCACCAAACAGUGAGCCUCUGUGUCACAUAGUUCCAGUCGCCAAACAGUGAGCCUCAGUGGCAUAUAAUUCCAGUCACCAAACAGUGAGCCUUUGGUUAGGCUAAAUGUUAUGAUAAAUCAAUACAAAUGGCUUAACUUAAAAAGAAAGUGAGUCUUGGUGCCAUAUAGUUCCAGUCACCAAACAGUGAGCCUCUGUGUCACAUAGUUCCGGUCACCACACAGUGAGCCUCAGUGCCAUAUAGUUCCAGUCACCAAAAAGUGAGCCUCUGUGUUACAUAGUUCCAGUCACCACACAGUGAGCCUCUGUGCCAUAUAGUUCCAGUCACCAAACAGUGAGCCUCUGUGUCACAUAGUUCCAGUCGCCAAACAGUGAGCCUCAGUGGCAUAUAAUUCCAGUCACCAAACAGUGAGCCUCUGUGUCACAUAGUUCCAGUCACCAAACAGUAAGCCUUGGUGCCAUAUAGUUCCAGUCAUCAAACAGUGAGCCUCUGUGCCAUAUAGUUCCAGUCACCAAACAUUGAGCCUCUGUGUUACAUAGUUCCAGUCACCAAACAGUGAGCCUCUGUGCCAUAUAGUUCCAAUCACCAAACAGUGAGCCUCUGUGCCAUAUAGUUCCAGUCACCAAACAGUGAGCCUCUGUGCCAUAUAGUUCCAGUCACCAAACAGUGAGCCUUGGUGCCACAUAGUUCCAAUCACCAAACAGUGAGCCUCUGUGCCAUAUAGUUCCAGUCACCAAACAGUGAGCCUCUGUGCCAUAUAGUUCCAAUCACCAAACAGUGAGCCUUGGUGCCAUAUAGUUCCAGUCACCAAACAGUGAGCCUUGGUGCCACAUAGUUCCAAUCACCAAACAGUGAGCCUCUGUGCCAUAUAGUUCCAAUCACCAAACAGUGAGCCUUGGUGCCAUAUAGUUCCAAUCACCAAACAGUGAGCCUUGGUGCCAUAUAGUUCCAAUCACCAAACAGUGAGCCUCUGUGCCAUAUAGUUCCAGUCACCAAACAGUGAGCCUUGGUGCCACAUAGUUCCAAUCACCAAACAGUGAGCCUUGGUGCCAUAUAGUUCCAAUCACCAAACAGUGAGCCUCUGUGCCACAUAGUUCCAAUCACCAAACAGUGAGCCUCUGUGCCAUAUAGUUCCAAACACCAAACAGUGAGCCUUGGUGCCAUAUAGUUCCAGUCACCAAACAGUGAGCCUUGGUGCCACAUAGUUCCAAUCACCAAACAGUGAGCCUCUGUGCCAUAUAGUUCCAAUCACCAAACAGUGAGCCUUGGUGCCAUAUAGUUCCAAUCACCAAACAGUGAGCCUCUGUGCCAUAUAGUUCCAAUCACCAAACAGUGAGCCUCUGUGCCAUAUAGUUCCAAUCAUCACUCAGGUAAAUUAUAUAUCGCCCAGCUCUUAAGUUUGACCUUGUUUUUGCAGCUGGUUUGGAUGAAGAUGAUCAGUACAACCUGGCCAUAAUUGAAAGUAUUGAGAGCAGCAGACAAACAACUCAUGGUCAACAUUCUCUGAUUAAGGGUUCAAUGAUUUAUCACUGAUUCAUUUAGAUUUAAUCUUUUUCAGUCAGUUUAAACAUUUUUUUUCUUCAUCUCAUGAAAUUCUUUCUUUCUUUUUUUUCUUCAUGAUUUUGUUGUUAAGUUAAGAAGCACAAUAACACAAGAGUCUCUGCUCAAUUUAAACUGUAAAAUUAGAUGUGAUUGUGUCACCAUUGGACUAGGGUGUCUGCCCCCCCCUGAGUGGUGUUAGCCAACCCUCUUUCCCUAUAGAACUCGUACUUGGUAAAUUUUGUACUGUGUUCUGUACAUUUGGUGUUUAAUUCGGGAGUUCACAAUGAAUAUUGGUAAUACACAAAUUUACAAUUAAAAUAUUGUUAGAACAUUGUUGAUCAUUAAAAAUAUUAUUGAAUGACGAAUGAUAACAUUUUUUGCCAACAGCAAAUUAGAUUAUCCAAAUGCAAUGAUUUUUUUUUUUAGUUAAACCAUAAUUUUUUAUUUCAGUUUUAAUUCUUAAAAUUAUAAAUUUGGCUUGUGGUCAAACAUCAUUUUAAACAAGAGGAUUUGAAUUCAGUUCCCAGCCUAGACAAUUCGAAUACUUUUUUUCCUCCUAACAAGCUUUUAGGUAGUCGGUGUAAGAGCUUUUGGGUAGUCUGUGUCAAGACUUUUCAGUAGUCUGUGAAUAGGAUUUUUGUUUUGUCUGUGAACAGGGUUUUGACUCUGCAUGUUUGGGAACUGAGAAUUUCAAUCUAACUGUAUACACUACUUCUAAAGCCAACUUUUUUUGGAAACAUUUCAUUGGGAUAAAAUGGGAUGGAUGGCCUAUGAACUGGUCACAGGAGAUAUUUAUAAUUUUCUUUGCUAUAGUCUAUAUCAGUGGGGUCCUCAAAUUAUGUCCGAUGGGCCAGAUCCUGUCCUUGCACAUGGGUAACUAGCCUGUUUUGCCACCUCAUGAAUACCCAUGUAGAAAGGGAAAAUAUGAAACUAGACACUGACUAUUUCUUAGCCAAAAGCUGGCCCAUGCUUCACAUUGAAAUACUAAAUAGUCCCAUUCUCCGAUGGGAUCCUGUUCCCUGGUGGAUCUUGUUCCCCAGGGUACCCCCUUCCAAUGAGUACAGUUAAGUUAUCCCAAAGAUAUGGGACCAACUUUGUCCAAGAUCCAUCCCUGCAUGUACAAAGAAUCCAAAAUGUUAUCUAGGCGUUCAACUUAGCUGUACAUAGCUUUGGUAAUUGUAAGGGAACUUUAUUUGGAACUUUACAUAAAAUUUCAAAAAUAUCUUUAAAUCUUGUUUCAUAACAUUUGAGGAAACUUUUUUAAAGUUGUAGAAACAUAAUAAGGCAUUAAGGCAUUUAUAUAAGCCUAAAACUGUUAUAGAAAAUAUCAAUAUAGAACUUUCUAAAAAAUUCUAGAUUUAAUUUAAUUGUGCCUCCCCCUUUUCCCUUUAAACAAAAUCCCCUCUCCCAAAAAUCCCCCCUCUCCCUUCUCGAAACAUUAAAAAUGACUCUUCUACAUUAUCUCUUUUUGAAAAUGACAAAAAAUCUGCAACAAAACACCCAUGAAUAAUACAAUUUUUCAUUCAAGUUAAUGAGCCAGAAUGAUCAGUUCAUUGAUCGUGGGCUCUCAAAAUAUAGAAGACGAAGAGGAGGGGCCCUGCCUGGGACCCAUUCCAUAAGAUGCUGCUUUAGUUAUACCUAAGAUAGGCGGCCCUAUCAAAUAAAUAAUGAAGUUAAAAUUUAAAAAUUGUACCAUUGAAAUCUGUUGAAAAGGGGCGGGAGAUCUAUUAUUUUAAAUUAUCAAACUUUCGGGAAAUUUCUAGACUGUCCACGAAUGUCAUGGAUAUUAUUACUUUUGAAUCCACUGAGCAAUAUUUCAAUACGGAUUUUGAAGGGUAUUGCUGGCAAGCUUGGCCUAGAUCCAUCAUUCAUUUAAAAAUUUGUUGUCUAAGCCUAUUGGUAUUUCUAAAGCUUAUAUAAGAAAAAAAUGAAAUUGUGGCCCGCAGCCUCGUAGAAGUUGAUAAUAUGAUUUCAGUACCUUUCAAUAUUUACACAUGGAUAAUCAAGUGUAUGUGAACUAAGUUUGCACUAAAUCCAUAAACCCAAGCAGUAGCGUAUGUUUUAACUAUUAUUUAUAUGGCUACCAUAUUAUAAGGGGAAAACAGUGGAAUUAGGGGCCCCUGUGAAGUUCAAAACCUCCCAUUAUUUUCACAUCUGGCAAGUAGUUAUAAACAUUAUUUAUACAGAGCGGAUAAAGCAAUGAUAUAAAUGAAGAUUAUAGUUUCCUCUUUCAGGAUUAUAUCCAGAUUUAAGUGAGCUGAGAGCUAAACGGGCCCAUUUCUACAAGUGAAGAACAUCGAAGAUGUUCACAUGAGCAUCCACUCCGCAAACCUCAUUCCAAUGGCUUUAAAGCAGCAUUAUCUGUAACUCUGAUCAAAUCUCAUCAUUAAUCUUCUGCUGAACUGGAUUGUGACUAAAGUGUGACUCUGGAUACAGUCAAAAGAGGACGGCAGUAGCAUCUCAUUCCUUGUCCACAGAAGAACUGUCAGUUCUGGUGCAAAGCUUUUUAUCCUCUCUUGGUCACUUAAAUAAUGUAGUUUCAAUUUUCAGCUUCAUCAGGUAGCUUGUUUGAAAAAAUUCUAUACGGUCAAGUUAUAAAGCAAGGCAGAACUUGACAUUAUAUAUCUACACAGGCCCUGAAGAUUGUGCCACCUAAAUAAGUAAAGAAAACGUUGAAAUCUGUGCCUGUGAUGGGAACAAUAAAAAAACCUUGACGGACAAAUGGCUACUUAUAUUGAGAAUGCAACUUUAACUAGCAACCUGUGAAAUUCCACACCUAUGUUGAAUAAAGAUUCUGAAAAUAAUUAUUUUAUUCAUUCUCAAUCUGGAUUGUUAGAAAAAUGUCCAAAAUUGCUUUGCAAUGAUGAAGCUAUAAAACUCUUUUUUCACAAUUAGCCAGGUUAGCUGAAGAUUCCAUCUCAAAUUGUUAGCCAGGUUAACUGAAGAUUCCAUCUCAUAUUGUUGGCCAGGUUAGCUGAAGAUUCAAUCUCAUAUUGUUGGCCAGGUUAGCUGAAGAUUCAAUCUCAUAUUGUUAUAUUUUUUUUACUUGUCCGGCUUUUAAAAUGUCAGUGUUUUUAAUAAAGAGCAAUCUUCUGCUGCUGACAGUUCAAUAAUCUAUCUUUUGUUCUCAAAUGCAAUACUAUAAUUUAUUUCAACAUCUAUAUGUGAUUGCUAGUUUUUAUAGGCUUUUUAAAAAAUUUAUUUAAUGUAAAUAAAAAUUAACUGAAAGAAUUAAUAUAUCUUUGAUGGCUUUCAAUAUCUUUUUAUCCCUGGACAUCUUUCAUUAAGAAAAAAAAAAAGGAUCAGUGCUUCUAUUUUUUUUAACUGAGUCAAAUUGAGAGCAUGAAAAUAAAUAUUUUAAAUUUCAAAAGUCUGUGAUAAAUUCUUAAACAGAUGGUUUUUUUCAACUCUUCAUUUUUUUUUUUUAAAUUCCAGAAGAAAACAAAAAUUGCCCCCCCCCCCCCAUUAAAUUUACAUACCUUGAAUUUAUUUCAAUCUUUGAUUCAAAUCAUUUAAACAGAUGGUUUUUUUCAACUCUUCAUUUUAUUUUUUUAAAUUCCAGAAAAAAACAAAAAUUGCCCCCCCCCCCCCAUUAAAUUUACAUACCUUGAAUUUAUUUCAAUCUUUGAUUCAAAUCAAAACUCAAAUUAUUUGAAGUGCUUCAAUAAAUGUAAAAAAAAAGACUGCCCUUUUAUGCAGUCCUUCAUUUCACCCAGCUAGUCAACAUGUCAUAUCUCUAUGAGAAUUUCACCGCUAUAAUAAUUUGUGUUAUUUUAUUUCUUUAUUAUAGUAAUAGAAGUAAUUUUUCAACAUGACAAUGUGUAAAUGAUUGUUGAUUUGGGGCUUGCACAUAUAUAAUUGUUGAUAUCAAUUCUUCUUGAUGAAGGUGCUUAAUAUAAUUAUGUGUUCUAUAUAAUAUUAUAUAAAGCCAAACUCACUCUAAAUAUGGGCCAAAAAAAAGGCAUCACAUUUUAUUUAAAGCCUUGUCUUUAGUGGUGGUGGUUGGGGCAGAGGGGAGGGUUGCAUUAUUGGUAAUUUUUGAUAUUUAAAAAAAAAAAAGAUUCACUACGGAAAUGAACAUUUUGGCUCCCACCGUUAUGGUUCUCAUCUUGAACAUAGAAAUAAUGUUUGUGUUCAAAUUUUGUUUAGUAAAAUGUCUUCUUAAAUUCAGAUCAAUUAGCUUGUAGUGAACAAAGGCAAACAGGCUGAAAUAGCUGCUAAGCACUCUAGUUUUUAUGUUUAAAAAAAAACUAAUUAGAAGGAUGAAAAUUCCUUAACAGAAACUAUACUAAAGGCUACUAGUGGCCCUAGUGAUAAAAACACUUAAAAUUUAAAUACAUUAAAAUACAGCGAACCCCUGUGGAAGGGUGGGAGACUGAUAUUUUUGUGUUUUACAAACAAACAAAAAAAAUGACAAAAGUGAGUCAAAUACUUUUUUAGCUUAUUGCUAAUGUAUUUUUAGGUGCGGAGAUGUGUGGAGACCUGCUCCAUAGUUUACUUAAACAAGUUGAACAUUAUCACGAUCAAGGCUUUCAACAUCUUGUAACACAUUUUGUCGAAUUGGAGCAAAAUUAGAACUGAACAUAAGCAUAUGCAUUGGCGUCAUAUUUUUAAACUUUUUUUUACAAUAUUUUUAUGCUCGAUAUAUAAGGAAAUUAGAUUUAAGGCAACUCUUUAGAUUCAAAUUUUGUAAUUUGCAUUUUAAAUUGAUUCUUUACAUUGAAUGUAUAGUUGUUUAUUUUUGAAACACUAUGAACCCAUGACAUGUGCAACAAAAUAUUAUUGCCACCAUUAAAAAAAUUUAAAA
Lymnaea stagnalis (great pond snail) is the source of this 15848-nucleotide messenger RNA. The record is from the annotation of a GenBank genome assembly. NCBI's taxonomy places the organism in Eukaryota, Metazoa, Mollusca, Gastropoda, Lymnaeidae.